GUGCAGGGUGUGCUAUGUAACUUAAAACAAACAGUGACAUAGUGUCAAGAGGGCCCACCCUGUGUUUCCUCACAUCUGCCCUCUGACAGGACAAGGUGGUGCUCCCUUCCAAAAGGAGUGCCUAUAGUGAGUAAACCAUGACAUAAUAAGUCUCCUCUGCUGCUCUCAAAAGACAGGAAUGUUGCCUGGGUGGUGGAAUAAUACACAGCCGAACUGCUGCAACUGAAGACUGCUGGAUAAACUUGAGAUUCCACAGUGAAGAUGAGGAGCCAGGUGUGUGGAUGACUGACUCUGCUGUGGAAGAAUCUAGAGGCAGAGAUCUUCACAGUGCCAGACUGAGACCGACAGUGUCUGGGCCCGGAGCGUCCCCACUGUACUUCUACUGCUGCUGGUCUCUCUCACCGAACUACCAAGACAUGGUCCUCUGGAGUCUACUCCCCAUCUCCCUCUCCUUGGUGUCUCUCAUUGGAACCUGGGUGACGUAAGUUAAACAAUAAUAUAUCUAUAUUUUCCUUCUAAUCUUUUAUAAGACCAUAGAUAACAUGUACUUGAGCUACUUGACUUAGAUUUCUGUCACAUGUAAAUAUUGUGUCAAAUAAAAUAAAAUAAUUCUAAAGUGCAAUUAAUAUGCCAGUAUAUGUUUUUCCAUUAAUCUCAUCAUUCACAUGGUCUCCUGAUGACUAUAGCUAGGUUUCCAUCCAAUUGGCGACAGAUUUUCUUGCGAAUAUUAAAACAUCUACAUGAAAAUAAUAUGCGCAUUUUCCAUCAAAUUGACCUGUUGCAGAUACAAGUCUGUGUGUGAUGACGUAAUGCACAUAAAAACAACGUUUGCGGUUAAAUUCCCAUGUAGGGCCUACCGAAUAAAAAAUACAAGUAAAAUGUGUUUCCAUCGGAUUUUCAACUCUACUGAUGGUAUUCUCACAAAAAUUGUUGGGGGGGAAUACAAUUACAAAUAGAUAAGUGGGGCAUCACAUCAGCUAAACAUAGAGGGAAAGGGAUAUACCCUUCAAUGUAAACGUUUUUUAUAGCCUAUAUAUAGGCCUAUAUAUAAUUGUAUUCUGCAAUUUAAAUUGAAAUGUAAGCUAAGCCUUUGUAAAUAUUUGAUGUACACUGAGGUUUAUUCAGAGUUCACUUUGGUAUAUGUGUAUGUUUUUAUUUAUAUAACAGUUUUUAUUAUUUUAAAAGAUCAGCUUUUGGAGAGUGUUAGUGGCAAAUGUUUACACGCUUCUCUUGAAUGUAGGCCUAUAAACUGGUCAGGUUCUGCAGAACAGCACUUUUUUUGAGGAGCUUUGCUAUUUUGAUAAGGUACUGUUUGAUACUGUGUUUAUAAAUCCAUGUUAUGUACAACGUUAUGCACUGAACUUGUAUUUGAAUGUGAAAUGAAAAUAAUAAUUAUUUUCCAAUAAUAAUAAUAAUAAUAAUAAUAAUAUAUAUAUAUAUAUAUAUAUAGCGAGUGUGCCCACUCCGGUAUUGGAACCUGUGCUCUAACCAACAGCAUACGUAUAGCCUACAUUAUGAGAUUAUGAUGGACUAAAGAGCAAGAUUAUUUUUUACUUGUCAAAUGGCAGCCAAGCAUCGAUGAUUCACCAUAAUAAUAAAACAUCGCUAUUUAUUGGAAUGGAGCAUCAAGUUCAUCACUUUGCACUUUAACCACCCUGUGAAGUUAGUUAAUCAUAAUUUAUUUAAUAUGUAGCAUAAACUGCGUGCUUUCCUGAGGAGUCGUAGUGGUAGGACCACACAACACGUUAUCGCUUGACUCCAAGUUUACUUCGAUAUGAUGGUUAUUAUAACAAUAUUUGCGCAUACAAGCGUUUCCAGAGACUUAAUUAAUGUUACCUACACACAAGAUCCCACAUUGUCUAGCAUAUUUUGUUUAGUCAACAUUUGGAAAGUUUACCGAACCCAGAGUGGACACAUUUGUUAUAUAAUGCAGCAGUUUUUGUGACAAAACCAUCAGUAGAGUUGAAAAUGCGAUGGAAACCCAUUUAACUUGUAUUUGUCAUUCAGUACAUGGGAAUUUAACAGCAAAAUAAUAGUUUAUGUGCACUACGUCCUCACGCACAGCCUUUUAUCUGCAACAAGUACAUUUGAUGGAAACAUCUCUGGUGGGAAAAUGCACAUGCUGUUUUUAGAGUAUUCACAUGAAAUUUGAUGGAAACCUAGCUAUUGAAAAACUCACUUUUAUUACAAGCAAUAAUACAGUAUGAGCUGAACAUUGAUAUAGCUCAAAACUUUCUUCUCAGAUUUACAUUUCUGAUUUUUUUUGUGUCAAUAGCUAGGUUUCCAUCCAAUUGGCGACAGAUUUGCAUGCGAAUAUUAUAAAAUCUGUAUUAAAAUAAUACGCGCAUUUUCCCACCAGAGAUGCGUUUCCAUCAAAAGUAACAGUGGUGGCCUCCUGAGUGGCGCAGCGGUCUAAGGCACUGCAUCGCAGUGACUACAGACCUGGGUUCGAUCCCAGGCUGUGUCAUAACCGGCUGUGACCGGGAGUCCCAUAGGGCGGCGCACGAUAGGCCCAGCGUCGCCCGGGUUAGGGAAGGGUUUGGCCGGCCUGACUUCUGUCGUCAGUUGAACGGUGUUUCCUCCGAAACAUUGGUGCGGCUGGCUUCCGGGUUAAGCGGGCGGGUGUUAAGAAGGGCGGUUAGGCGGGUCAUGUUUUGGAGGAUGCAUGACUGGACCUUCGCCUCUCGCGAGCCCGUUGGGAAGUUGCAGCGAAGCGAAUUGGAUAUCACGAAAAAGCUGAUAAAAUACAACAAACAAGUAAUAAUACCCUUAGACCACCUUGCAACCAUCCCCGUGCUCUGUCACAGAAUGUGCUGCAUGUGACAAACAUAACUUUCAAGAAAGAACACAGAGUAUACCUGUAGAAGGGGGGCUCAGUAGCUCAGUUGGUUGAGCAUGGCGCUUGCAACGCCAGGGUUGUGGGUUCGAUUCCCACGGGGGGCAAGUAUGAAAAAUUUAUGCACUCACUAACUGUAAGUCGCUCUGGAUAAGAGCUAAGUAAUGUAAAUGUAGAGUCAGAGCCAACACCUUAGACCCCACAUUACAACGUGCAAAACAUAAACCAAUUGUUUCAUUUAGUACAUUGUGAGACGUGAUUUAACCUUCAUAGUCAGAGGACACUGUACAGUUCUGUAUUUUGUUACUUGUUGAUCGCUCUAGAUGUGAAGCAUAAAGGAAAAGGUUCUAUGCGUUCAUGUUGAGACAUUUGAUUCAACCUUUGUUUAUCCUCAGAGGGCACUGUCAGGGUACUUUCUUAUUGACUCUGGUUGACUGCCUGUAAAGGCAACACAGAUAUGGAUGGAGUGGCUUGGUAACAGGGCUGCUAAUAAUAUUCUAACCACCUCCAUCUGUGUACUUUUGCUUAGUCACCCACAUCAGUUCCUGGUUACUUAUUGAACCUCAAGGUUAUCAGUGUUCAUUAAUGGGAGCGUACUGUAUAUCAUAUUAUACAUUUAAAAACCAUACAUCCUAAGAGAAUUAGGCACUUUAAUCAUAUCAAAUGAGUGUGUUUGUUUUGUUGUUUCAGGUAUGGCCUGGCAUACAGCUAUGACCAUGUGUGUUCCCUCAACAACUGGUGCGUUGUGUUCUGUUUGUGAGAUUUCCUACAGACCAUUGUGAUUGGUUCUUUCAGCCAAUUCUAUGUCAAUGAAAUACAUCGCAUUAAUGUAACACAAGCAUACAGAUGUAGGAUAUUAAUUUGAUCACCCUUUUGCAGGAUAACUUUCCUGCAGGGCAGGACAUGUUAAACUUGUAGUGUAUUUGAGGUAUAAAUAGGCUUUUGAAGUAUGUCAUUUUCCCUUAUGAAAAAUGUAUCAACCCCUACAUAAAUGUCCUGCUGUAGCAAACUGGCUCAAAUUAAGAUCCUACAUUUGUAUUUCUAAAGCAGUGUUGUUCAACCCUAGUUCUGGAGAUCCACAGGGUAUGCAGCCUAUUUGUUUUAGCCCAGCACCAACACACCUGAUUAAACUAAUCCACUAAUCAUCAAAUCAAAUUUUAUUUGUCACAUUAACGUGUUUAGCAGAUGUUAUUGCGGGUGUAGCGAAAUGCUUGUGCUUCUAGCUCCGACAGUGCAGUAAUCAACUUGAUUAACUGAAACAGGUGUGUUGCUGCUAUUGGGUUGUAAUAAAAGGCUGCACGCAACACCCUGUACCCUCCAAGACCAGGGAUGAAGACCACUAUAGAUAAAGAGAAGGUUAGGAACCAUGAUUAUUUUCCAUCCUCUGUUUUCAGGGCCCCUGGGAACCACUGCAGAGACAAUACAUCAAUAGCAUGUUGUCAAGUUCCAACCAUAAGGUAACCAUAGACCACUUAAAUCAAGGUUAGGGUCAACUAACAGUAUUUCAUCUCAUUCAGUUAAGAAAAUGAAGAAACGUUUUUUGAAAUUCCAGUCUAAAAUUUUAAUUGGACCUCCAUUUUGAAGUUUGAGAAUUUACUGAGUUCACAUGGAAUUUGAAAUGUAAUUAUACUUUGAACUAACUCUGUUCAAUUCACAUCAGAACACUUAGUCAGCUUUCAACAGACAUUCCUAGAAUGUUCUCUGUCAUCUUAAUAUUAUUGUCACUGGGGAAUUUCAGUAUGGUGUGAAAUAAUGGUUUCUUACUCAUGCUUUGGCCUUGUGUUUUGCAGCUCGAGUGGAACAAGCUUACCAGAAAGCUCAUUGUUCACAGCCACCUUUAAUGCUGGUUCAUUUCUGUGUAAGUUUGUAGCUGUACAGAUUGCCCACCCUACAGUAUACACUACCGGUCAAAAGUUUUAGAACACCUACUCAUUCAAGGGGUUUUCUUUAUUUUUUACUAUUUUCUACAUUGUAGAAUAACAGUGAAGACAUCAAAACUAUGAAAUAACACAUUUGGAAUCAUGUAGUAACCAAAGAAAGGGUUAAACAAAUCAAAAUAUAUUUUCUAUUUAUCACAUUUCAGGAGAAGACCCAGAUGCAGACAGUGUCAAAGUAACAAAAGUUUAUUACAAAAACAGGGGGCAGGCAAACGACAGGUCAAGGGCAGGCAGAGGUCAGUAAUCCAGAUCAGAGUCCAAAAGGUACAGAACGGCAGGCAGUGUCAGGGUCAGGGCAGGCAGAGGUCAAUAAUCCAGGGUGGUGUGACAAGGUGCAGAACGGCAGGCAGGGUCAGGCAGAAUGGUCAAAACCUGGAAAACUAGAAAACAGGAACUUGAGAAAGACAGGAGCAAGGGGAAAAACGCUGGUAGGUUUGACGAAACAAAAUGAACUGGCAACAGACAAACAGAGAACAUAGGUAUAAAUACACUGGGGAUAAUGGGGAAGAUGGGCAACACCUGGAGGGGGAUGGAGACAAUCACAAAGACAGGUGAAACCAAUCAGGGUGUGACAAUAUUUUAGAUUCUUCAAAUAGCCACCCUUUUCCUUGAUGACAGCUUUGCACACUCUUGGCAUUCUCUCAACCAGCUUCACCUGGAAUGCUUUUCCAACAGUCUUGAUGUAGUUCCCACACUUGUUGGCUGCUUUUCCUUCACUCUGCGGUCCGACUCAUCCCAAACCAUCUCAAUUUGGUUGAGGUCGGAGGAUUGUGGAGGCCAGGUCAUCUAAUGCAGCACUCCAUCAUUCUCCUUCUUGGGAAAAUAGCUCUUACACAGCCUGGAGGUGUGUUGGGUCAUUGUCCUGUUGAAAAACAAAUGAUAGUCCCACUAAGCCCAAACCAGAUGGGAUGGCGUAUUGCUGCAGAAUGCUGUGGUAGCCAUGCUGAGUAAGUGUGCCUUGAAUUCUAAGUAAAGCAAAGCACCCCCACACCAUCACACCUCCUCCACCAUGCUUUACGGUGGGAAAUAGACAUGCAGAGAUCAUCCGUUCACCCGCACCGCGUCUCACAAAGACACAGCGGUUGGAACCAAAAAUCUCCAAUUUGGACAGAUUUCCACCGGUCUAAUGUCCAUUGCUCGUGUUUCUUGGCCCAAGCAAGUCUCUUCUUAUUAUUGGUGUCCUUUAGUAGUGGUUUCUUUGCAGUAAUUCGACCAUGAAGGCCUGAUUCACACAGUCUCCUCUGAACAGUUGAUGUUGAGAUGUGUCUGUUACUUGAACUCUGUGAAGCAUUUAUUUGGGCUGCAAUUUCUGAGGCUGGUAACUCUAAUGAACUUAUCCUCUGCAGCAGCGGUAACUCUGGGUCUUCCAUUCCUGUGGCGGUCCUCAUGAGAGCCAGUUUCAUCAUAGCGCUUUAUGUUUUUUGCGACUGCACUUGAAGAAACUUUCAAAGUUCUUGACAUUUUCUGUAUUGACUGACCUUCAUGUCUUAAAGUAACGAUGGACUGUCGUUUCUCUUUGCUUAUUUGAGCUGUUCUUGCCAUAAUAUGGACUUGGUCUUUUACCAAAUAGGGCUAUCUUCUGUAUACCCCCCCCACACACACACACACACCUUGUCACAACACAACUGAUUGGCUCAAACACAUUAAGAAGAAAAUACAUUCCACAAAUUUACUUUUAAGAAGGCACACCUGUUAAUUGAAAUGCAUUCCAGGUGACUACCUCUUGAAGCUGGUUGAGAGAAUGCCAAGAGUGUGCAAAGCUGUCAUCAAGGCAAAGGGUGGCUAUUUGAAGAAUCUUAAAUAUAAAAUAUAUUUUGAUUUGCCUAAUACUUUUUUGGUUACUACAUGAUUCCAUAUGUGUUAUUUCAUCGUUUUGAUGUCUUCACUAUUAUUCUAUAAUGUAGAAAUAGUCAAAAUAAAUAAAGACCCUUGAAUGAGUAGGUGUUGUAAAACUUUUGACCGGUAGUGUACAUACACAGGUCCUACUGGAUCUCAAUGCACUAUGCAGAUGUCUGUACUGAUACAAAGAUGACAGUAUUAAGGAUAUGUACUCAUAAUAUACUUAGAUGUAAUUUUACCCCAAGGUCACCCUUAAAACGGUUUGGUAUGUCAGAUUUCCUAUCAAACGUGUUGUUUGUCCUGCUGAGGAAACAUCUACCAAAACUAAAGUUUUAACAAGUUGAUUGUUAUUGUUGUGUCAUUUAAUUAUAAUCAUAUAAUCACAUUGUUUUAGAUCAGAUGUGAUGUUGCACCUAUUGUUUAUACAUGUAAUAAACAUCUUAUGAACAUUUGAUCAAUUACACUAUGUUAUAGAUGCAUUAUAAUAACUAUUUUUUUAGUUAUGGUGUUCUGUAUCUUCCACCAUGCUCACAUCAUGGAGAGGAACAGUGUCCACUCCAUGCUCAGUAGAAUCGCCCUGGUGUUUGGUGGAGUGGCAGCCGUCGGGGCCUUUGUGGCUGGGAACUGCAACGUAAGUACUUCCUGCACAUGCAGGGGUGUCAUGCAAUACAAUAUUGGGGUGAGCUUUGACAAGUAUAUGUGUUUUAAAGAGCAAACGAGGGUGUACAGUACAUGAUACUGCCAAAACGAAUUCUGCUCGUAGACAGAGACAUCGAGCAAGUAAAGUAAACUCUCUGACACAGAGUCCCCUCAGGGUGUCUGUCGUCUUGGUCGACAGGGAGAGAGUGAGUGAAGCGUAAGGACACAUUUAGGAGUCUGGCACGCGAGGUUAAACCGAACUUCACAGGUAUGAAAAAAAAAAACUUCAAUCCAGGAGUAGGUUAGGGAAAGACAAAAAGGUCUAUCAAGUUUAAAGUGUACUUUGAAUUGGCACUCUACUGACACUGACAAGGUGUGUUAACAAUAUCUCCUGAGGUGCGGUUCAAUUAAAUCUUGAAUUAUGAACAAAGAGAGGAGUGGCAGCAAAGCAAACAAACAUCUAUGACACGUUUGGUAGGUUUGUUAAUGUGUGCAGACAUACCUACGGAUGGCAGAACAUCAGUGGAAAAGUACAAUAGACAUGUCAAUGUGUACCUUUUUGAUAUUUUUUGUGUGUGGGUAUUUUACCCCCUUUUUCGUGGUAUCCAAUCGCUGCAACUCCCGUACGGACACGAGAGCCGUGCGUCCUCCAAAACACAACCGAGCCGCACUGCUUCUUGACACAAUGCCCGCUUAACCUGGAAGCCAGCCGCACCAAUGUGUCGGAGGAAACACUGUACACCUUGCGACCGAAGUCAGCGUGCACUGCGCCCGGCCCGCCACAAGAGUCGCUAGUGCGCGAUGGGACAAGAACAUCAACCCCUCCACUGCCGGUCAAACCCUCCCUUAACCUGGACGACGCUGGGCCAAUUGUGCGCCGCUCCUUUUGGUCUCCCGGUCGCUGCAACAGAGCCUGGACUCGAACCAGGAUCUCUAGUGGCACAGCUAGCACUGCGAAGCAGCGCCUUAGACAACUGCGCCACUCUGGAGGCCAAUGUGUAUCUUUUUGACAUUAUUUCAUAGACGUAGACAGAUAAUUCACCACAAAAUCAAAGAUUGUCAGAUGUUUUCUUCAGAAGAAGAUCAUGCAGGGAGUCUCUUGCCUUUUGUCUCUUCUUUGGGAACAGCCCAGCUAGCACAUUUGGUUCCUUGGAAGUUGUGGAAACGUAUGUUUUUGGUUUCACAUUGGUUGGCCAUAUGUUUCCUGACCGGGAAAAUUGAAAGUUUUUUAAACGUUCUGAGAACAGAAGUACAAAUUUUGCCUGUUCUGGGAACAUUUAAUUUUAGGUUGCAGGGAGGUUCUGAGAACGUUUUACUCUGGUUCCUUGAAAGUUUUCCUGGGAGGUUUUAUUAACGCUCUGUGAACUGAAAUUAUAGGUUAUUUGGAGGUUUUUAAAUAACUCCCUUAAAACUUUCAACUAAAAAGGGAUUAAAUUAGAUUUUUUUUCUACAGAUCUACAUAACCUACUCCACAUUUUCAAAGUGAAAGAAAGUUAUAGAACAUUCCAGAAAUAUCAUAAUUGGAUAGGUCUCCACCCCCCUGAGUUAAAACUUGGUGGAAGCACCUUUGGCAGCCAUUACAGCUGUGAAUCCUUUUCAUUAAGAUUCUACCAACUUUGCAUAACUCUUAAGGCAACAUAUACAGUGGGGAAAACAAGUAUUUAGUCAGACAUUUACAUUUUACAUUUUAGUCAUUUAGCAGACGCUCUUAUCCAGAGCGACUUACAGUUAGUGAUUACAUAUUUUUUUUUUUAUACUGGCCCCCCGUGGGAAUCGAAUCCACAACCCUGGCGUUGCAAACAUGCUCUAUCAACUGAGCUACAUCCCUGCCGGCCAUUCCCUCCCCUACCCUAGACGACGCUGGGCCAAUUGUGCGCCGCCCAUGAGUCUCCUGGUCGCGGCCGGCUGCGACAGAGCCUGGAUUCGAACCAGGAUCUCUAGUGGCACAGUUAGCACUGCGAUGCAGUGCCUUAGACCACUGCGCCACUCAGGAGUCAGCUACCUAUUGUGCAAGUUCUCCCACUUAAAAAGAUGAGAGAGGCCUGUAAUUUUCAUCAUAGGUACAAGUCAACUAUGACAGACAAAAUGAGGAAAAAAAAUCCAGAAAAUCACAUUGUAGGAUUUUUAAUGAAUUUAUUUGCAAAUUAUGGUGGAAAAUAAGUAUUUGGUCAAUAACAAAAGUUUCUCAAUACUUUGUUAUAUACCCUUUGUUGGCAAUGACACAGAUCAAACGUUUUCUGUAAGUCUUCACAAAGUUUUCACACACUGUUGCUGGUAUUUUGGCCCAUUCCUCCAUGCAGAUCUCCUCUAGAGCAGUGAUGUUUUGGGGCUGUCGCUGGGCAACACAGACUUUCAACUCCCUCCAAAUAUUUUCUAUGGGGUUGAGAUCUGGAGACUGGCUAGGCCACUCCAGGACCUUGAAAUGCUUCUUACGAAGCCACUCCUUCGUUGCCCGGGCGGUGUGUUUGGGAUCAUUGUCAUGCUGAAAGACCCAGCCACGUUUCAUCUUCAAUGCCCUUGCUGAUGGAAGGAGGUUUUCACUCAAAAUCUCACGAUACAUGGCCCCAUUCAUUCUUUCCUUUACACGGAUCAGUCAUCCUGGUCCCUUUGCAGAAAAACAGCCCCAAAGCAUGAUGUUUCCACCCCCAUGCUUCACAGUAGGUAUGGUGAUCUUUGGAUGCAACUCAGCAUUCUUUGUCCUCCAAAUACGACGAGUUGAGUUUUUACCAACAAGUUCUAUUUUGGUUUCAUCUGACCAUAUGACAUUCUACCAAUCCUCUUCUGGAUCAUCCAAAUGCACUCUAGCAAACUUCAGACGGGCCUGGACAUGUACUGGCUUAAGCAGGGGGACACGUCUUGCACUGCAGGAUUUGAGUCCCUGGCGGCGUAGUGUGUUACUGAUGGUAGGAUUUGUUACUUUGGUCCCAGCUCUCUGCAGGUCAUUCACUAGGUCCCCCCGUGUGGUUCUGGGAUUUUUGCUCACCGUUCUUGUGAUCAUUUUGACCCCACGUGGUGAGAUCUUGCGUGGAGCCCCAGAUCGAGGGAGAUUAUCAGUGGUCUUGUAUGUCUUCCAUUUCCUAAUAAUUGCUCCCACAGUUGAUUUCUUCAAACCAAGAUGCUUACCUAUUGCAGAUUCAGUCUUCCCAGCCUGGUGCAGGUCUACAAUUUUGUUUCUGGUGUCCUUUGACAGCUCUUUGGUCUUGGCCAUAGUGGAGUUUGGAGUGUGACUGUUUGAGGUUGUGGACAGGUGUCUUUUAUACUGAUAACAAGUUCAAACAGGUGCCAUUAAUACAGGUAACGAGUGGAGGACAGAGGAGCCUCUUAAAGAAGAAGUUACAGGUCUGUGAGAGCCAGAAAUCUUGCUUGUUUGUAGGUGACCAAAUACUUAUUUUCCACCAUAAUUUUCAAAUAAAUUCAUUAAAAAUCCUACAAUGUGUUUUUCUGGAUUUUCUUUCUCCAAUUUGUCUGUCAUAGUUGACGUGUACCUAUGAUGAAAAUUACAGGCCUCUCUCAUCUUUUUAAGUGGGAGAACUUGCACAAUUGGUGGCUGACUAAAUACUUUUUUUCCCCACUGUAUCCUUCGUUUUUGUCAAAAUUGCUCAGGCAAUUUCUGAGGCUGAUAACUCUAAUGAACAUAUCCUCUGCAGCAGAGGUAACUCUGGGUCUUCCAUUCCUGUGGUGGUCCUCAUGAGAGCUAGUUUCAUCAUAGCGCUUGAUGGUUUUGCAACUGCACUUGAAGAAACUUUCAAAGUUCUUGAAAUGUUCCAUAUUGACUGACCUUCAUGUCUUAAAGUAAUGAUGGACUGUCGUUUCUCUUUGCUUAUUUGAGCUGUUCUUGCCAUAAUAUGGACUUGGUCUUUUACCAAAUAGGGCUAACCCUACCUUGUCACAAGACAACUGAUUGGCUCAAACACAUUAAUAAGGAAAGAAAUUCCACAAAUUAACUUUUAAGAAGGCACACCUGUUAAUUGAAAUGCAUUCCAGGUGACUACCUCAUGAAGCUGGUUGAGAGAAUGCCAAGAGUGUGUAAAGCUGUCAUCAAGGCAAAAGGUGGCUAUUUGAAGAAUAUCAAAUACAUUUUGAUUUGUUUAACACUCUUGUGAUUACUACAUGAUUCCAUAUGUGUUAUUUCAUAGUUUUGAUGUCUUCACUAAUAUUCUACAAUGUAAAAAAUAGUAAAAAUAAAGAAUGUUCUCUGUCACCGAAACAUAUCCACCAUUGAAGAAUUUGAGUAUUGUGUGACAAGUGCUUUGGCUUUGUGUUUUGCAGCUCGAGUGGAACAAGUUACCUAGAAUAGCUAAACGUUAACUUGUCUUAAGCCUCUCCUCCAGCCAGGGUAACUGAUUACCUGAUACUAAUUGUAACCUGUCUGUCCUCUCUCCUCCAGCCCGAGUACCUGAAGCUGGCCCAUUACCUGGGGGCUGCGGUGAGCUUCCUGUGUAUCUGUUUCUACAGUCUGCUCCUCACGGUGCUCACAAGGAAGUGUGUUCUGACCCGGAUGGAGUGGUUCCUCUACCCAGCACGGGUCAUCUCUACUGGGGUCCAGAUCAUCGUCACCAUUGGCUGUAUCCUUUCACCUGCACUGAUUAACAUUAUAACCCUAACCCCUGAACCCAGACCUUUAUAACUAGCGAUGUUGUGGUAAAAAAAAAAGGUGCUUAAAUGCUAAAGUAAAGUAACUCUCCCUAUACUUUCAAUACAUUAUUCCGCAAAAAGUGGGUAAAAAAGGUUUACCCUUCACUACAUAACUGCUUAUAACAACACAAUGCAAGAAGAGUGUCCGCUUCCAUACUUCUUCAACUUCAACAGGCCCUGAAAGGCACAGUUCUAGGUAGUAGGGGAUAACAAGAUACUGAACCUUAACAGUGAGGAUGCCUAUCUGUGUGUUUAUCUGUUUACUGAUGCGAAAUGUUUUAAUUUCUUCAACGUCUUUUGCCUUGUAGAGAUUGUAUUUCCUUGUUCCUUGGAACAUAUGCGUAGGUUCCUAUAAACAUAAACUCGAUGAGGGUAUGCCAUAACCUGUCACCCAACAACUUCUGUUCCCCUUUCUUGACCUCUGACCCCUCUAGACACCAUCUUGUUUGUACAGGAGGAAUACAUGUACAAGCACUCAGCGGCCGUGUUUGAGUGGAUAAUGAGUGUUAACCUGGAGCUGUUUGAGCUCAGCUUCGCUGUGGAGUUCUGUUUUUUCUCCUCCUCCAUGUUGUCCACGCUGCUGGGGAAGAGAGAUGAGGAGAAGCCUAUCCUUCUGGCCUGAGGAGAGAAGAUGCUGCUGGGCUGGCUACUGUAAGAGACACUGGGGUCUAGUUCAUUAGGCAUGAAAUUGAAAAAAAAACAGUCCGAAACAGAGAGAGACUAGCUGGACUUCAUUGUCAUUUUAAAACAUUUUGUUAUGGUGUGCCCUAAUGACACGACCCAGUAGUUUGCAAACUUUUCUGUGUUGUGACAGAUCUAAAGCUUGUGGAAUUGGACCAACCAAGUAAAGGGAACAAUUGUUUGUAACCAGGACCCAGUCUGACUGCGAUCAAAAACAAAUCAGCUGAAUAGGCCACGACCCACCGUUUGGAAAACACUGACGUAGGGGCAUCAUGAGGAUCAUAUAUUUGAUCUUUGACUUUGCUCCUGGACCAACUCACAUUUUUUAGGAUUAUUUAUUUAUCAAAACAUUUUUUAUCAGGGCUGACAUUGUUCUUAUGCAGCCCCUAAAGACAAACAGAAAAAGGAGUUCUUCCUGUCACACCAAAUCAAUGUACUUCGUCUUGGGGAGUAUAUCUGGAUGCUUUCAAAAGGGAAAACUGUUGAUCCUACAAUCUUCUUAGCCACUGAUGAACCAACACCAGAAUACCUCAGCAUUUGAGUAGUAGUCACUGUAAGCACUAAAGUCAUUAUUUCUGUUCCCAUGUCCUGAAUUGAUCAAAGUGAAAUGUCCCAUUUGAUGGGCCAUGGAGAAUGUUCAAUGACGUUGUUAGCUCUUUUUUCAAUAUGUUGUCUAUAUGUUUAAACAUGAUAUCUUGGUGGCAUUACUGUGCUAUUGAAGUAUACCAGGUAACAACAACAUAAUUACUUGUUGUAUAAAAAUGUAAUUGUCUGCAUAGUAAAGUACUGAAGUGUAAUGUUGCGAUGGAAUCUGAGCCCAGUGAUCUCUUUUGACAGCCUUAACAUUAAAAAGAUGAUCAAGUAGCUGAUUUGUUUCUGAGUGGCAAGAUGAGAAGCCAGUGAUGAUUCUAAACCUGCCAUGGAACAGGGGGUGUAGUGGGAAGGAUGCAGGCCUUUAGGUGUGGCCGUUGAUUAAUGAAAAGCUGUCUUUGUAUUUGUGAUAGAUCAUUCUGAAAAUAACAUAUGUCUUAGCAAGGCGUCAUACUUUGUUCCUUUGUUCUUCCUCUUUCUUACUGAUGUAUCGGUGUCCUUUUCUACAGUGGUCCUAUUCAGGGCUUUCGUGCAACAACAUAUCAUGGGACUACAUGAUUACAUCUUCGCAUUUCCCACUGGGCAUUUUAGUAAACUUAAAUAAAAUAAUGAACAAACCUGUUUGAAAAGCUAAAACUAAAAUGAUACUAUUAUCUUUGACUCCAAAACGAACAAAAAAUGAACAAAUAAACAAUAUGAAUUAUG
Molecule: messenger RNA, 13863 nt
Organism: Coregonus sp. 'balchen'
Lineage: Eukaryota; Metazoa; Chordata; Actinopteri; Salmoniformes; Salmonidae
Source: the annotation of a GenBank genome assembly